Ogataea philodendri is the source of this 2022-nucleotide messenger RNA. RefSeq lists its product as uncharacterized. The transcript has a single exon. NCBI's taxonomy places the organism in Eukaryota, Fungi, Ascomycota, Pichiomycetes, Pichiales, Pichiaceae. The record is from RefSeq and is a predicted model, not a curated record. Gene Ontology annotation, molecular function: cysteine-type deubiquitinase activity; cysteine-type endopeptidase activity. Bases 1 to 2022 code for a protein of 673 amino acids. Gene Ontology annotation, biological process: protein deubiquitination. Gene Ontology annotation, cellular component: nucleus; cytosol.
AUGUAUCAGUUGCUGGAACUUAGUAUUGGGAUCUUACUGCUUUUGACAAGAGUUUGCGCACAAGAAUCUGUUUCAAUUCAGGAGCAUUUGAUAGACCAGUAUAGCACGUUUAUUCAGACUUUGCAACAGUCGCUGGGAAAAGUGAGUUGGAUUGAUAGAAAUUGGAACCUUUUUGUGGUCGGAGUUGUUACUAUUGGAAUUGUAGUAGUUAGCACCGGACCUUUUGUUAAGAACAGAUCGAAAGAAAGUUACAUUUACAGGAUAAUGACUGGAUUUGGCGAGAAAUUCAACAUGGCAAUUAGCAGGUCGUCAUCUGCUUUCGGGUUUGGUGGACCUUCUCUAUCUAGCAGUGAUCCAUCUUUGCGAGAAAGCUACCAGCGGGCCUUAAGUUUAGGCGGCUCCGUCGGAGGACUUGCUAACGAUGGCAACACUUGCUUUAUGAACAGUGUUUUACAGAGUCUGGCGUCUUCGAAUGAGAUUAUGGAUUUCCUUGGAAAAUUCACCAACGAUGAGAACAACGCUCUUAGUGGGAAAUACGCUUUCUCUGCUGCAUUACAUGACCUUUUGGAAAAACUGAAUGCAAAGCAUGGUAACAAAUCCCCAACUUACAAAACUAGAAAUUUGCUCAAGGUUAUGAAAGACGGACCAAGUAAGCAUUUAUUCCUUGGAUACAACCAAGAAGAUGCUCAAGAGUUCUACCAAUCUGUGAUGAACCAGGUUGAAAAGGAGUAUCUUGGUCCUUCUCAAAAUGAGAAAAAUAAAGGCGAGCUACAAGACAAGUUUGUCGAUUUCAAGGAAGGAAUGUUAACAGGACUGCAUAAUUUGGGUGAUCUUGGGACCAUCUACCUACCUGCUAAACAAAUUGAUCCGUCUUAUCCCGAUUCUGACUCAAAAGUGUAUCCUAUGAAGCUCAUUACUCCUGUCGAUGGACUUCAAUGUGAACGUAUAGGUUGCACAAGGUGUGGAGAGAUGGGCGGAAUCAGAUACUCGGUGAUUAGUGGUCUUGGACUGAACCUUUCAUCUCCUACUCAGUCGACCUAUACUUUGCAAGAACUGCUAGAUGGCUGGACUGAGCAGGAGGUGAUUGAUGGAGUCGAGUGUAACAGAUGUGGUUUGCAAGAAAUCAACUCGGCUUUAAACGAGUCGUUAAAAAAAUACAAAGAACAAGGACCAAAAAUGGAGAAACUCAUUGAAUUGACCACUCAACGGAUUCAGGAAAUCGACGUUGAGCUGGCCAAGCCAAUCAUCAAUGAUGCAGUCUACAAAAAGCUGCACACAAAAAAUAGAAUACAAAAGUCACAAAAGACCAAGCAGAUCUUCUUUGCUAGACCUCCUCCUGUGCUUUGUAUUCACAUAAGUCGUUCAGUGUUCGAUCCGAGAACGUAUACUGUGCGCAAGAAUAAUGCUAAGAUUACAUUCCCUAUGAAGCUUGAUUUGACUGAUUACGUUGCAGAACCGGACAACAUCAACAUGGAUGCACGUCUAGCGUUCCGUAAAUGUGAUGAAGGGAAAGAAAUUACAGACAAGAAGGAAGAAACUGAAAUACCAGAGGUACUUGAAAAGUUAGAGCCAGUGCCUCAGGCAACAGAUGGCUCCAAUAAAUUGGAACAAGAAAAGGAGUCCACUCCGUCUGGUUUGAUGUAUUCACUCAAGUCUGUGAUUUCUCAUUUUGGUACACACAAUUAUGGACAUUAUAUUGCAUACAGAAAAUACAGGGGUGUUUGGUGGAGAAUUAGCGACGAGAUUGUCCGCAUUUCAUCCGAAGCUGAAGUGCUUGCUUCCCAAGGAACAUACAUGUUGUUUUAUGAGCUCAGCUCUAGAAAUGACCCAAGAGAUUCUAUUAAGCCGGAUCACGUUGAGGUGGUGGCUCCUCAAGAUAUUGAAGAGCCAAUACAAGCAGAUGCCAGGACUGACUCGGAAAAUGAAUACGAGAGCAACAACUCUCUUGCUGAUGAAUUGCAUGUUAAUACGGAAGAUGAUUUGCGCCAGAACGAGAUGAUUGCGAUCCAAGCAAACCUGUAA